UCUAACUAACUUGGAUAAUUGUGUACUUAUAAUUAAUGACUUCUCACUAUCAUGAGCUCUCUAUCUUCCAGUGAUGGUGAUGGGUACUAGCCUUCUUAUCUGUAUUUAGCUUAUGUUUUGAUUUUAUUAUUUACAGGAUAUUUUUUCUGGACAUAGCUAGUUUUAGAUAUUUUAUCAAUGGAAUCCAACACUCUACGGAAUGGUGUAUUAAGUACCUUACUGAACGUAAUGUUUCCCAUCAGAAUGCUUUUAAAGACUUAUUCAAUAACUAUUCUCAUGAUUGACAUCAUGUGGGUGAUGCUAAACACAAUGUAUGCCAUACUGCAAGCAGUUUACGAGUUCAUAAGACCACCGCAAAUGAAGUCUGUGGAAUUAGAAAGAGCACUGGUCAUAGGUGCAGGAAGAGGAGUUGGCCGUGAAAUAGCCAUACAACUGGCCAGUCUGGGUGCUACAGUACUGUGUGUGGACAAGAAUAAGAGUAACAAUGAUGAAACCAUACAGGCCAUUAAAGACAUCAAUGGUGUUGUAUCAGGAUACACAUGUGAUAUAACCAGCCGGGAUAGUGUGAAAUCAGUUGCUGAGGAAAUUAAGAAGGAUGUUGGCAAUGUAUCUAUGCUGUUCUACUGCUGUGGUAUACCCAGCCCCAGAUCCUUACUCACUCAGCCUCCGCAAGAUAUACAUGAAACUUUGGAUUUAACACUUACAUCUUAUUUUUGGGUGAUAGACCAAUUUUUACCAGACAUGAAGUCUAAAAACCAUGGACAUAUUGUGGCGCUCACAUCGUGUGCUGGACUCAGUCACAUCAAAGACCAGAUGCCAUUGAGUGUUGCUCAAUUUGCUGUGCAAGGUCUCGCCGAGUCUCUGAUGGAAGAUCUGAGAAUCCACAAGCGGGCUGGAGUCCACGUCACACUAGUGCAUAUUUACCCUUUCAUUGUUGAUGUCAAUGGGCGCAAUGGACGCAAUGGGGAUUUGAGAUUGAGAAUACCUAGCUACUUUGGCACAAUCACUCCGCAGUUGGCAGCCAAGUCGAUACUGGAAAGCGUACGACGGAAUUACCCUGAAGCAUCUGUGCCUAAACAUCUGCUUUACUUGGGACAUUUGCUACGUAUAUUGCCUAGAAAAGCGACAGUUCUCAUCAGAGAAUUAUUAGAUACGGGUGUCGAUUUCGCAUGAGGCUUGAUAAUUUAUAUAAGUACAGAAUAAAAGACAUAGUUUGUCAUAUGCCUUUGAUAUGGUAGCCAUAAGUAGGUAGCUAUUCGAAAACUUAUUUUUAUAGCACUUUAUAUCAUUCCAGAACAAAUAUUAUUUAAGUAAAUUUUUCUAAUCUUAAUAAUUGUUUUGUAUUUUUUAUUUAUGUACAUGACAAUAAGUAGAUGAAUUAUUGUUGUAUAGGAUAAACUGUAACGAUCAGAGACUGAUGGAUCAAAGAAAUUAAAUUUAAGUAUUUUUGAGAAAUAUAUGUAUAAUGGUAUAA
Messenger RNA from Plutella xylostella (diamondback moth), 1474 nucleotides. RefSeq names its product epidermal retinol dehydrogenase 2. Lineage: Eukaryota; Metazoa; Arthropoda; Insecta; Lepidoptera; Plutellidae. Gene Ontology annotation, cellular component: lipid droplet. Gene Ontology annotation, molecular function: oxidoreductase activity, acting on the CH-OH group of donors, NAD or NADP as acceptor. The record is from RefSeq and is a predicted model, not a curated record.